This is a messenger RNA of Haemonchus placei, 1386 nucleotides long. The record is from the annotation of a GenBank genome assembly. Lineage: Eukaryota; Metazoa; Nematoda; Chromadorea; Rhabditida; Trichostrongylidae.
AUGAGGUCACCAUCCCGGGCUUCGGAUAUGAGCAGCACUCACCUUGAUGAAUGUUUGCCGAGAAUCGCCCCCACGCUUCAACGCCCAUCGGGGUAUAGGAACAAUAUGCCGAAGCUCGGGAAACUUUCGAAGCCAAAGAAGCGUUCGUCAACAGGACGCGACUUGGGUGUUACGGGUGUGACGCCAUUUGCUCUUCAGUCAGAGUCCCAAAGAGAUAUGGCCGGCAACCAAAACGAUGUAAACUCGAGCUCGCCACCAAUGAAGUGUGAUCGCGCAGAAGAGUCGCCUGGCGAAGCUGGUCACAUUUCGCGAUCCGAACGACGAACUCAGUCAGUGCGCACGAAAAGUGUGAAUCCGCCUCCUGUGUCUGGUUCGUCAUCCACAGGACGACGAUCGUUCCUUAAGACGUUGUUUUUCGGCGGCGGUGGCAGUUCAAACUCUUCUCAGAAUCGUCGUGAUCCUAUCAAUCAACUUGCACAUUGUCAAUACUUCGUUCCGUUCGAGAAGGAAACAGUUCGGAGCUCAAAGUCUGCUUUCGAAAUCGGAUCACCUUCUAAAGUUGACGAUUGGUCGAAAAAGCAUCAUGCGAAUCAGAUGAGCACCUUCAAACCGAGCUAUGACGAAGUGGUGAUGUCAGCUCGCGUGUGUCCGUUACCGAUGCGGCGUGAGCGAAGUGACCUUUGUGCGUCGUCCGUCAUGCGUUUGGCGAGACACACGGAACGCAGUCCUGGACCCGCAUGUACAAUGAGCACGGCCAUAAAACCGCUGCAAACGAAGGUUCCAAAACGCCAGCCAUUACGGCCGCCUGAUACGGCGUGCGAUCCAAAGACGAUAAGCAACUGUAUUGAUGAAUUGAGAAGAAGGCGACUCCAAUUUACAAAUGAGAAGGCGGCAGAGCAGCCGUCGCAAACUAGCAGCCCACAAAUUUCGCUGAGGCAGCGAAACAAUUGGGACUCCUGUCAGCAAAACGGCGAAGAAGUCCCACGUUAUACGUCCCGAGCAUCUCAGCGAGACCAUCGUAUGUCGGUGCCGAAUCUUUCGCCGGAACCAUCCAGCGUCGUAAUCCAGUCAGCAAAAGCGCUCAGAGAAAAGCUUGGACGAAACGGCGAUGGGGAGUUAUCGCACUUUCAGACGAUCAAUGAAGGACUGAUCACCCCCGUUAUUCGCCGUAAGCAGUUUAAUCAACCAUCAACGUUGACGUCCAACGUUAACAACGAUGCCGUUUUCCCGAAUAGCCCUUCUGCAAAACGUGCGAGCCAUACGGACAGUCCCAGUACGUUAGUCAGUCGUGGACGAGAGGCGUUAGAAGCUUUGUUUGCCCACCAACAAAACACUUCGCCGCCGAAUCCCGCCCCAGAAGGNGAAUGGGGCUUUACUGGGGUCUGA